AUGGCAAGUCCAGACAGAAGUAAACGGAAGAUUUUAAAAGCGAAAAAAACAAUGCCUACAAGUUGCCGGAAGCAAGCAGAGAUCCUGAAUAAGUCAAAGAAUGUUGAAGCACUAAAAACAGCAGCAAUUGGGAAUAAUGUGUCAAGUGGUAAUCAGAAUUCAAGUACUGAUGUCAUAAGUAGCAAAUGUAGACAUUCUGAAAAUGAUGCUUCCUCUUUGGACUCUAUCAGAAAUACAGUAUGUGCACCAGAAAGUAAAGUAUUUUCUCAGAAUUUAAUAAAACCACUAGAAAUUGUUGAUUCCAAAACAAGAUUAGAAUACACUGAAGAACAAGUUGUGUACCCUUUUGAAAAGCCAAGUAAAACAGUAGAAUCUCCCAGGAAACUCUUUACACAAGACGCAAAAGAUUCACGAAACACUUCUGAAAACCAUUUUGAAUGUCAGGCAAGUGUAACACGAUCCUUUUUUGAACAUGAAGAGGAUUGUAAUCUGAAACCCAUUUGCUGUCCAUCCAGUGUAUUGAGUGGUGUAGUUCAAAUGUCAAAGUCUACAAUAACCAAUACCUUGGAUGACAAGAGAAUUGACAAGAUAGUUUCCUAUUUAGAAACAAACUCUAAUUCUGAGUUACAUGAUAAAAGACAAAAUAACACUUUAAUUUUAAGUUCAGAUAUCCCUUUUGAGCCUGUUGAUAAAAUACCUAAGUUGGUAAAUUCAGUCAUUUCUAGUAACUGUGCUGCUGACAUUUUGAAAAGUGAAGAAUCCUGUAGAACCUGUCAUUCCAGCAUUUUAAGUUGUGAAAGUACAGAUGCAAAGUGGCUGUCCUCAUUUGACACUGAUAGUAAUAACAGCCAUAAUCAAAAGAAGAGGAUGUUUUCAGAAAACAAAGAAAAUGUUAAGCGUGUGAAAACUUCAGAGCAAAUUAAUGAAAAUAUUUCUCUAGCUCUGGGAAAGCAAACAGCAUUGCUGGAACAGGUCAGACAUUUGAUUCGACAGGAGAUCUGUAGUAUAAAUUACAAACUAUUUGAUAACAAACUGAAAGAAUUGACUGAACGCAUUGGGAAGACACAGUGCAGGAGUAAACAUGAAGCAAUAGCUGAUGAACUCUUCACAAAAAUAACAAAACUUCAAAGACGUAUUAAAACGGUAAUCUUAUCUCAAAGGAAUUGUGUUGAACGAAACAUGGUAUCCAGCAGUACAGCUUGUAAGGUUGCAAAUUCAGAGACUAUGAAUUUGGAUAAGAAUCCAGAGUCAGUUAAUAGUCCACAGGAAAGAAAAACUUAUGUGAACUCUGAACCUUCUAAUCCUUCAGAAAAAGCAAGUGAAAAGAUUAAUUUGUCACGGGAACAUAAUGAGGCUGUUUCUGAAAGCAAUAAUGAUGAUAUCAUGUUGAUUUCUGUGGAAAGUCCUAAUUUGACAACUCCAAUUACAUCAGAUCCAACAGAUACUGGAAAAAUUACAUCAGGAAAUUCUAACAAUUCACCUGAUGCUGAAACUGAAGCUAUGAAAGUCCGGUAUCCACGCUUGAGUCACCUACGAAAGCUAUUUCAAUCUCAAAAGAGACAGCCCCAGUGGCACAAAAUGCAGCCCAGGUUCUUGAGUCCUUUGAGCACCUGCCACCUCUCCCAGAACCACCACAACUACUACCUGAACUGGUAGACAAAAUCCGAGACACACUUCCUCCCCAGAAGCCUGAGCUCAAAGUAAAACGGGUGCUGAGACCCAGGGGCAUUG
This is a messenger RNA of Physeter macrocephalus (sperm whale), 1731 nucleotides long. It is a transcript of the gene ATF7IP2, whose product is annotated as activating transcription factor 7 interacting protein 2. The coding region runs from base 1 to 1656 and encodes 551 amino acids. The transcript has 10 exons. NCBI's taxonomy places the organism in Eukaryota, Metazoa, Chordata, Mammalia, Artiodactyla, Physeteridae. Gene Ontology annotation, cellular component: nucleus; transcription regulator complex. The record is from RefSeq and is a predicted model, not a curated record. Gene Ontology annotation, molecular function: transcription coregulator activity. Gene Ontology annotation, biological process: regulation of DNA-templated transcription.